Molecule: messenger RNA, 1302 nt
Organism: Cryptomeria japonica (Japanese cedar)
Lineage: Eukaryota; Viridiplantae; Streptophyta; Pinopsida; Cupressales; Cupressaceae
Exons: 4
Coding region: 1-1302 (433 amino acids)
Source: RefSeq, a predicted model, not a curated record
AUGAAAGAUACUUCAAAUUUUGUAGCAGAUGUUAAGAAAGGAUUGAUAGGAUUUGAACAUAUGAGUGGUAUUGCUGAGAGAAUGAAGGAAAGUAAAACUAGACAGCAAUCAGUAGCUCAUGUUUCCCCAGUUAUUACUUCUUCUGAGACAGAAAGUGAUAAAGUAGCAAAAUUUAAAAGAGUUGAAAGAAAGAAAAGGAAAUCUUCACCGACACCUACUCCUUCUCCAAAAAGGACAAGAGCACUCAGGAAGAAACAACAAGCUAUGAGAGAGCCUAGCAUUCAAAGAAAGAAACUUACACAAAAGAAACUGAUACCUAAGACACAGAAGGAAAUUGAUGAUAUAGCAGACAACCUGAUUGGUUCUUCUGAACUCACUUCAGUUUUAGAUCAAGAAAUGGCAGUAUAUGAGGAGAAAAUAGAAAAUAUUGAAAAGGAGAAAGCUCGAUUAAAGUUAAAAGCUCGAGAGUUAAAGAAAAAACUCGGAGUCACAUAUGAAAGAAAGAAAAAGAAUGAAAGGUCAAUUGACACAAAGGCUAAGAAGAAGCCCAAUAAAGAUGAAAAGGAGGAGGAUAACUCUGACACCCAAUCUAAUGUGGUAAUUAAAGAAGUCAAAAGAAGUGGUAGGAAUGUAGCUCCAAUUUUUGAUGAAUUGGUCCAUGGGAUCAAAGAGUAUGGAGGUUUAGUUGGUGUUGGGAGAAAGUAUCCCCUCUGCAACGAGGAAGACAAGAGAAAAAUUGAAGAUGCACUCAUCUGGAACUUACAUAAUUUAUGUAGAACUCCCUAUGAAUUGCAUGAAGUAAUUCCAUCAGAUUUACAAAAUCUCAUUGAAGGGAGAUGGAAAAUUGCCUUAGCAAUUGAGAAGGAACAUAGAAUAAAGGCACUCAUGGAAGUGCAAAAUGAAUUGGAUUAUAAUCAAGCAAAUUUAGUGGCCGAAGCAUGUGUACAACAUUUCAAAAUAAGGAACAGAAUAGGGAGAGUGUCCAUCAAAGACAUUCAAGGCAUGCAUGAUGAGGGUGUUGACAUGUGGAAAAUGAUUUUGAGCCAACAAAAGGAAGAUGAUGAGGAAAUAGAAAAAGAAGUGAAACAAGGACAAGAUAUAGCUACUCAAGAAAAGAGAAAAGGAAAAGACAAGGACACCACUGAUGGGUUUGAUGAAUUUUCUGUUGAAGAUAUCAUAGGUUAUGUUGUGUCAGAUAUUCCUAAUCUAACAAAGGAUGCAGAGCCAUCAGUUGACCAAAAAUCAACUGUUGAAACUAUUGAUAUUGAUGAUACACUGGCAAAGGACUUUUUAGCUGUAUAG